GGAAUCAUCUCAACACACGUCCACCCAGUUCAUUGCCGCGUAAUGAGUACGUGUUGGUAAGGCACCAAACUAAACUUCAAACGUGGCAAACAAGCAAGCAACAACGUUUUCUUUAGGAAAAGUUAGUGAGUGGCAACAAUUUCCACAUUUCACAAACAAGGUGACAACAAACCAUAGAGCUUGAAAUCGAUUAAGUGAAAACGAAAGAAAGAAAGAAAGAAUAGAUAGUAGUGAUGAGUGGAGAGGAAGAUUGGAGGAAAACGGCAGACACACACAAGAUGAGCUCAGAACAAGUGAAAGCAGCAGGUGUUGAAGGAUCAAAGGGAAAAGGUGGGAAUGUUCUUCACCAAAGAAGAUCACUACCUUUCAGUUUGAGCACAAUGGCAGUGGCAGGAUUACUCAUAACGGGUGCUGUUAGUUACUUUGUUUUGUAUGUCAAGAAGAAGCCAGAGGCCACAGCUACCGAUGUCGCUAAGGUCAAUGUUGGACUUGCAAAACCUGAGGACACACACCCAAAGAAAUAGCUACCUAUAUAUUUUUCUUCUUUUUAUUUUUUGUGAAUGUAUGCUGAACUAGCUAUACUAGUCCGUUGCCAUUUCUUGAAGACUUUCUUACCUUUUUUUGGGUUUGUACGCAA
This is a messenger RNA of Arachis stenosperma, 637 nucleotides long. RefSeq lists its product as uncharacterized. Bases 234 to 524 code for a protein of 96 amino acids. The transcript has 2 exons. NCBI's taxonomy places the organism in Eukaryota, Viridiplantae, Streptophyta, Magnoliopsida, Fabales, Fabaceae. The record is from RefSeq and is a predicted model, not a curated record.